AUGCUGGAAAUGAUACUCAGAACAUCAGCUUAUGAGCCGGUGAAACAGAUGUCGAAGGAAAUCCAAAAGCAGAUGAUGCGAAUCAUCGUUUUGGAAAAUGAAGAGAAUGCUAUCCUAGCCAUCAAGAUCUUGGUGGAUCAUAGCAAAAUUACGCGCACCCAUCUUAUCCCUGAGGCUAGUUAUUUCUUCACCUUAUCUCGCAUGCAUGUAUCAGUUAUGUUGCAACAUUUCAAGCAAUGGAUCAAAUGUAUGUGUACCUGUCUUGUAAGACCGCAUACCUUUGAUACGAUCGAUCUCACACAUCCCGCUGUGCAACUCCCGGAAGAGACUGUUAUAGAAUCGGUUAUUUCCCCAUUUCAGUAUCUCCAACAAUGCUAUUAUGUGCAAUCGGUGAUGUUAUACCCUCCAAGUGGAGCUAUGGAUGCGCCGAAAUAUACUUUGAUACCGAGAGCAAGCCAGUCAUUGAAAACCUUCCAAGAAAUCCCUAUGUUGGUCAUUUUUUUGUACCAGCACCAUAAAGCAGGAGUUCAAGCUGAAGUACGGUAUCUCCAUCCUCGCAGAGAAGAUCAAUCUAUCGCAAUGGAAUUCCUUCUCUGCUGCCUUGACUUUCUGAGCAUACAAAUAUCUGCUGAGCAAAAAGCAGAUGAGAAAUAUAACAAAACGUUAGCAGAUGACUUCUACACUGCACAAUCCAAGAUGCUUGCUUAUCUGAGCAUUAUGGGAAAGAUACGCGAGUUCAUGGAGCAAAUCCUGGCAAAUGGUGAUAGAUUCAUCAACGGUGUACUCAGCCUCCUAGAACAAUGUCCAGCCGAACUAAUCGUUGUAAGAAAGGACGUCUUGAUCACACUGAAAUUCUUCUUUAUAUCUGAUCUCCGGCCAAAGUUUAUCCAGCUUUUACCUCGGCUCCUAUCUGAAGUUGCUCUUAUCGGCUCUGGAUACACAGCAGUGGAUCAUUUGAGGGGCUAUUUUUACCAAACUAUGGCUGAUUUUCUUCAUCAUGUACGAUCAUCCCUUUCUUUCGACAUGCUUGCGCAGUGAGU
Cylicostephanus goldi is the source of this 1040-nucleotide messenger RNA. The record is from the annotation of a GenBank genome assembly. NCBI's taxonomy places the organism in Eukaryota, Metazoa, Nematoda, Chromadorea, Rhabditida, Strongylidae.